AUGGCGUCGAGUCCGCGAGCAGGUGGUGCCGCCCAGCGCCCGAACGGUGCGACACAGAACAAAAUCUGUCAGUUUAAGCUCGUCCUGCUGGGCGAAUCGGCGGUCGGCAAAUCGUCGCUGGUGUUACGCUUCGUCAAGGGCCAGUUCCACGAGUACCAGGAAAGUACGAUCGGUGCCGCUUUCCUCACACAAACCCUCUGCAUCGACGAUACGACAGUGAAGUUUGAAAUCUGGGACACUGCUGGACAGGAAAGGUACCACAGUUUGGCGCCCAUGUACUACCGAGGUGCACAGGCCGCGAUCGUGGUGUACGAUAUUCAAAACAGUGAUAGCUUUGCGAGGGCCAAAACGUGGGUCAAGGAGCUUCAAAGACAGGCAUCGCCAAACAUUGUGAUUGCAUUAGCCGGUAACAAGGCCGAUCUGGCAAACAGUCGCGUCGUGGACUACGAGGAGGCCAAGCAAUACGCUGACGACAAUGGGCUACUAUUUAUGGAGACAUCCGCCAAAACGGCCGUCAAUGUGAAUGAUAUAUUCCUUGCAAUAGCUAAAAAGUUACCCAAGAACGAGGGUGCUGGACCGCAGCAAAACAUUAGACCAACGCAAAACGAAACCAAUAGGCAGAACAGCGGCUGCUGUGCUGUGAGCAAGUGAUGUUAUUCAGCAGCAACUGGACUGUUGAAUGCGUGUGAAAACUGCUGCAUGAAAAAUUGUAUAAUGGUAAUUAUCGUUACGUUGAAGCAGCCGGCGGCGGCGGUGGUAGUAAAGUUAAUGCCGGCGGCUGGCGUUGGUAUGAUAAAGAUGAUGAGUAAAUUGAUAGGAGGUAAGACCGAUUCCAAACUAGUUAUGGCAUACCAGAAAAACACAGUAAAGCAUUAUAUUUAAAGGAAAAACACACUCAAGAAAAUAAACAGACAAAAAAAAAACAAACAAAAACAAAACAAUUGUAGAAACAAAAGCGAGAUCGAGGGAAGAAAGGCAGAAUAGGAGGUAAAAAGUAAACAACAACAACAACAAAAAUCAUCCGUAUUUUUGGGGGCAGAAACGAACAAAACUCACAUAAAAAGAAAAAAAGAGAGGCAUAGUAGGCAAGGACGAAGCGAAACAAAAAAAAAAAAUGCAAUUGUUGCAGAAUUAUGGAUGCAGUGUCGACGAACGGACGGACGGACGGACGGAUGGGUCCAGAGUGUGCUGAGAUCAAUCGUACUACGUGCGUGCUGCUGCCGCUGCUGAUGCUGCUACUGUAGGUGAAUUGAUUGAGCGGAGCAAAAGGAAGCAGAAAACGGGAACGCUCAGCUAGCUGCUGCACACCCCCCGUCGGUGGUUUAGUUUAAUUGGGAUGUAGAAAGCAGAUAUUUUAUUUGAGUCUACGCGGUGAAAUGAUAAUAUAAUAGUAAUAUUAAUAUUCACACUAUACUACUAGCAAACGAGCCGCGCGCCAGCAUGCAUAUACCAACACCACCACCACCACCACCACCACGACUACCACCACCAUCAAGUAUCAAGGUGCGGAAUACCCGCACUGCCGAAAUACCACUACUACUACUACUACUCUUUAGACAAGAUAAACCAUCAGACAGAUAACAGCCACAGGGUCACACAAAGAAUAUUAUGUGCAAUUUGGAAGGAAUACUAAUUUGGACGUAAAUCCGUAAUUGAAUUGACAGAACGCAAUAAUACAGGAAGCGAAGCGUGGAAACAUCACACGAUCAUCUGGAGAAUUACACUUGGUUAAACCACAAACGAAAAUAGUACCCGUUUUCUGCCUACCCUUUGGUUUCUCCUCCCCCUCUCUGUUGCUGUAUUGAACAUCGCGUGAAACUUUGACCCCUUAGGAGCUUCCCACCCCCCGAGGCCGCUUCCACUGUGUGUCGUUUGCGAAAAAGCUAAGCUUAUAACUGUUGCAUUUGAUGAUCCGUUUGCUUUAUGUGGCCAAAGGGAAGUUGCCUUCUAUUUUCUUUCACAACAUUCUAUUCGUAAUUUGCGAAAUUUCUCCGUGGAAAGCGAUCAUGAGGUACGGAGGAGACGCGCGCUAAUUUAACGGUUGGAUGGUGGGGGGGGGGGGGG
Anopheles merus is the source of this 2064-nucleotide messenger RNA. It is a transcript of the gene Rab5, whose product is annotated as ras-related protein Rab-5B. Gene Ontology annotation, molecular function: GTP binding; GTPase activity. The transcript has 5 exons. Lineage: Eukaryota; Metazoa; Arthropoda; Insecta; Diptera; Culicidae. The coding region runs from base 1 to 651 and encodes 216 amino acids. The record is from RefSeq and is a predicted model, not a curated record.